This is a messenger RNA of Telopea speciosissima, 2857 nucleotides long. Its product is annotated as ubiquitin carboxyl-terminal hydrolase 25-like. Gene Ontology annotation, biological process: protein deubiquitination. Gene Ontology annotation, cellular component: nucleus; cytosol. The record is from RefSeq and is a predicted model, not a curated record. NCBI's taxonomy places the organism in Eukaryota, Viridiplantae, Streptophyta, Magnoliopsida, Proteales, Proteaceae. Gene Ontology annotation, molecular function: cysteine-type deubiquitinase activity; cysteine-type endopeptidase activity. The transcript has 9 exons. Bases 316 to 2235 code for a protein of 639 amino acids.
GGUUUUUCUCUCUAAUCCCCAUUACCCCUCACCCGGGUUUGGGAGAAAAAAAUAAACCUUUCACAGGAAAACACGACGAAGUGACCAACCCGAUUCGCCAUUGGAAGGGCUUUCAAUCCCACCUUGUUACCGCCAACUCCUCUCUCUCUCUCUCUCACGAUUUACAACAAACUCGGAACAAUUCGAAGCUUCGAGGCCGUCCAAACGAGAAGGAGAAAAAAGAAGUUAUUUUUUUCCUUCGAAGAGUUGCAGAGAAGGAACGAUGCGAUCGUUGUGGUGGUGGAGAGCCUGCGAUACGGCAGCGGAAGGUCGUUAAUGGCCUAUCAAAUGACUUGGCAACCCAAUCUUCUUUACAGGCGAAAGAAUGGUCCACCUUUAGGGUUAAAAAAUCUCGGCAACUCUUGUUAUCUUAAUAGCGUCCUCCAGUGCUUGACCUAUACUCCUCCCCUCGCCAAUUUCUGCCUCAAGAGCCAACACUCCUCUUUCUGUGAUUCGACGUCGGAGGCGGACCGGAAGCGGGAUUGUCCCUUCUGCAUAUUAGAGAAGAGGAUAGUACGGUCCCUUAGCAUCGACCUUCCUCUCGAUGCUCCAAGCAAGAUCCAAAAUUGUCUCAGGAUUUUUUCCGAGCACUUCCGAUUUGGGAGGCAAGAGGACGCCCACGAGUUCCUCCGCUAUGUUAUCGAUGCUUGUCACAACACCUGCCUUCGUCUUAAGAAACUUCAGCAGCAGUGUCGGAAGGGGAACGAGUCCUGCAAUGGUGCUAGUGCCGGUGGUGGUGACACCAUUGUUAAGGAGAUCUUUGGUGGUGCCUUGCAGAGCCAGGUGAAGUGUCUCGCAUGUGGUGCGGAGUCUAAUAAGACCGAUGAUAUCAUGGAUAUCAGUCUAGACUUAUUCCAGAGUAAUUCCCUCAAGGAAGCCAUGCAGCUGUUCUUCCAACCGGAGCUCUUGGAUGGAAGCAAUAAAUAUAAAUGUGAGAAGUGCAAGAAGUUGGUGGCAGCCAAAAAGCAGAUGUCUAUUCUUAAGGCGCCUAACAUCCUUGUAAUACAACUCAAGAGAUUUGAGGGCAUACAUGGUGGAAAGAUUGAUCGGCCCAUUGCCUUCGAGGAGGUUUUGGUGCUUUCGAGCUACAUGUGUAAAGCAAGUCAGGAUUCAUGUCCGGAGUAUAACUUGUUUGGAACCAUUGUGCAUUCGGGUUACUCACCAGAGUCUGGUCACUAUUAUGCAUACAUCAAGGAUGCAAUUGGCAGGUGGUAUUGCUGCAAUGAUUCUCAAGUUUCACUUUCAACUCUGCAGGAGGUUUUGUCAGAGAAGGUUUAUAUUCUUUUUUUCUCUCGUAUUAACCAACGACCAAAGCCAACCAAAUCUGCUUUUGCAUCCAAUGGAGUAAAGUCUCCUAAUUGCAAUGGUAAUGAUGCAACGGGAAGGCCAAAGGCAGUUCUCCCAAUGAAAACAGUGCCAUCAAAACCAAAAAGGAUGAAUUCCCCCGAGAAUGGUUUAUCAACCAUGUCUAAGACUGGUAAGGUGCCUUCAGGCCCACGAAUUGACUUGAGAAAUUCCAAUAUGAAAAGCAUAUAUGCAAAUGGAAAUGGAAAUACAGUUGUUAAUAAGAGCAGUUCUGUAGAAAAGCGUGUGAAACCAAAAGAAUCUUUAGCUGUGGAUAGAAUUAAGAAUGAGGUGCCAUCAACAGUUGACUGGAAUGGUGCUAAUGAGAAUAGAGGUCCUGGUAGUGAAGGCAAACAAGUGUUAUCUUUACCGCAUCAAAAUGGUGAAAUCCAUAUUGGUGAUAGUUCAGUGAAAUUGGAAGUAUGUGAGAAUAAUGGUGCAGGAAAUUCGGUAGCAAUGGGAGGGUUGCCUAAUAGUGACCAUGCAGUAAGCAAAGACAAAGACCAUCGCCUCCCUGUACUCUCAGGUUCCAAAAGAAAAUCAGUGGACGAGACUUUCAUUUUGCUUGCACGUGAUGCUUCUUCUCUGACAAAGGUGCAGAAAUUUAAAGAAGUGCUUGCUAAGGAUGCUUCUUCAAGUCUGCGUUCGUGUGAUUGGCAUGAUAAGGUUUACCAUUUUAUGCAUGAGAGAAAGAGACAGUGUGCACGAGAACUAGGCAAUUCUUCUACCAAUAGCACUGAGAUAAAGAAGAUGUUGAUUGGAGAUGCCAAAGCAAACUUUAUCUCACAAAUUCCUGAACCAUUGAAGGAGCACCUGGUUGAAUGCCUUAAAUCAUUUAGCAUGGAAAAGUAGUUUCUGGAUCCUUAAACCACUGAAACUGUCUCUUGACAUCUUUUGCUAUUGAGGCUGGUGUAUAUUUUGUAUCUCUGAUGAAUGGAAACUUAUCAAUGAUCUAGCCAUCUUCCAAGACAUGGUUCCCGUAAGUAUGUUUUACAGCAUGUUUUGCACUAAAUGUUGCAGAUAGGUGGAAAUUUUAUGUCAUCAUUUGAUCAAGUCUUUGGUAAUUUUACUAUAUUUAUAGGUGCAUCUAUGAAACUUGGGUCCAAGUGGAGAAUCUGAAUUAGAUCCUCAUCAAAAAUUUUCUUCACCUUUCAGGCUGUGGAGUUUUGAUCUGGCAGGGAAUGAGUAUAGAUUUAUAUUCAUUAUGUAUGAUAUCCUUUUUUGACCAUAUUGUUAACCCAUCUUCCUUCUAUGAAUCUACAAUUUUUCAUCAAAAUAUGGCUGGAUAUAGCCUCCCGGAAAUAUAUUCAGUGAUUGAGUUUAUCCAUGAAUUAGAUAUGGCAUGUUUUCUCCGAAGUUGAUGACAUUUUUCCUGGUAGAAGUUGGUUUUUUUUUUGGAGAUUCUAAUUUUAUUUAUUAAUGUGUAAGCAUACUGACAUGUGAUUGCUCUCUGAUUCUUAUGUGUUGUUGCCUC